Molecule: messenger RNA, 363 nt
Organism: Didymodactylos carnosus
Lineage: Eukaryota; Metazoa; Rotifera; Eurotatoria; Philodinida; Philodinidae
Source: the annotation of a GenBank genome assembly
AUGUGCGGUCUACAAUCAUGCCUCAUUAAGAAAGGUAAAAAUGUCACUGCAUGCUCAGUAGCAUAUGCCAAAUUUGAAUGGACGACAACAUGGGAUGUACCAUUAUGGUAUGAACGAAAUAGAACAACUGGUAGUUUUCGAGUUGUCGCACGUCGUGUUGCAGGUGAAAUAUUGUCCGAAUCAGAAGGGACAUUCCGCAAUUAUGAUAUUACUGGACCAUGGAUUGAGUCUGGUUGUUCAUGGCUGCAAAUACCAUGUAAAGGUGAUGGUCGUGGUAUUACAGAUGCUUUUAUAUGUGCUGGAUGCAUACCAACAACUGACAGAGAAAAAAAAAUCGUUCUCCUGCUCAUGUCCAGCCUAUGA